This is a messenger RNA of Micropterus salmoides (largemouth bass), 3419 nucleotides long. It is a transcript of the gene armh3, whose product is annotated as armadillo like helical domain containing 3. The record is from RefSeq and is a predicted model, not a curated record. Bases 158 to 2227 code for a protein of 689 amino acids. NCBI's taxonomy places the organism in Eukaryota, Metazoa, Chordata, Actinopteri, Centrarchiformes, Centrarchidae. The transcript is spliced from 26 exons. Gene Ontology annotation, cellular component: cytosol. Gene Ontology annotation, biological process: regulation of Golgi organization.
UAUUAAACCUGAAAGAAGGAGUAUCUGUAGGGUGCUAAGACCCUGAAGACCGACAGGAGGCUAUCAUAGCAGUAUGCUAUCAGAUGCUAGUGUUGUUACAAGGAUUCAUGAACUACAUUUACGACACAGAUUUUAAUACUUGAAUUGAGACUCAAUUAUGUCUCAGGUGGAAAAGAAGUCAGGGCUGCUGAGGAGGACGUCAUCCUCUAAGAAGCCCUUGAAAGAGAAGGUGGUGCUGAUGUAUGAUGAGAUUUUUGCAAAAGAAGACCCUGCCAAAAACAACCCUCGCUUCUGGGAUGAGCUGUUUCUUAUGAAGGUGAACCUAGAGUACUUGGAGUCCAAGUUGGAGAGUGUAGAUGGGGAGGAGGUUCAGCGGAUCCAGGACAACAUCAACUCUCUGUUCCACCACUGUGUUCAGGCUCUGGCAGAGGAGCACCAGAUCAAAGUAGUCAAUGCCCUGCAGACUCUCUGUGCACUUUUCCGGGGGGUUCACCAGAAGAACAAGUCCGCGUCUGGCUUUGACAUCAUCAACAUGCUCAUGGGGUUUGACAAGGCUGAGCAAAGGAUGAAGGACCUGAUGGAGAGACUUGACAGCCUUCUUUGUGGAGAUGGCUCAGAGAGUCUGAAGAGCCUUUGUCUUAAACUGCUGCUGUGUCUGGUGACGGUGACAGACAAUAUUAGUCAGAACACCAUACUGGAGUAUGUGAUGAUCAACAGCAUCUUUGAAGCCAUUUUACAGAUUUUGUCAGAUGUGUCCAGUAGAGGGCAGCAUGGUUACGAUGCUGUGGUCCUCCUGGCUCUCCUGGUGAACUACAGGAAAUAUGAGUCUGUGAAUCCAUACAUUGUGAAGCUCUCCAUUGUGGACGAUGAGCCAACGCUAGAUGGUAUGGGUAUGGUUGUGCACCAAGCUCUCACAGAAUAUAACAGGCAGUACAAAGACAAAGAGGAGGAGAACCAGGGUGGGUUCUUCUCUACCCUAACUAGUAUGGUGGGCAACAUGUUUAUUGCAGAUGUUGAUGAGAAACUCUCUGUACAGACAAAUGAGGCGAUUCUGCUGGCACUCUAUGAGGCAGUGCACCUUAACCGCAACUUCAUCACUGUAUUAGCACAGAGCCACCCUGAGAUUGACAUCCCAGUCACACCGGUGACACCUACCCCAACCACACCAACAACACCACUUGGCACAACACCGCCCUCUCUUGACAUGAUGAACAACCCAGAACUGCCUCUGGAUCCCAACCUGCAGACUAGCAACCUUCUCAUCACCUUCCUCAAGUACUCCUCCAUUGUAAUGCAAGAUACUAAAGAUGAGCAUCGACUCAACAGUGCUAGACUGUGCCUAAUCAUCCUCACCUGCAUAGCCGAGGACCAGUACGCCGAUGCCUUUCUUCACGACGACAACAUGAAUUUCAGAGUCAAUCUCCACAGAAUGCCCAUGAGGCACAGAAAAAAAGCCGUGGACAAGAACAUCCCGUCACGGCCGCUGGUGUGUGCUCUUCUAGAUCUGAUGGUAGAGUUUAUUGUCACCCAUAUGAUGAAGGAUUUCCCCAUGGAUUUAUACAUGCGCUGCGUGCAGAUCAUCCACAAACUCCUGUGCUACCAGAAGAAGUGCAGAAUCAGGUUACACUACACCUGGAGAGAGCUCUGGUCAGCUCUCAUCAACCUGCUGAAGUUCCUGCUGUCAAAUGAGACCACACUGCUGGCCAAGCACAACAUCUUUCAUCUGGCCUUACUGGUAGUGAACCUGUUCAACAUGUUCAUAACAUACGGCGACACGUUCCUGCCAACCUCCAACAGCUACGACGAGCUGUACUACGAAAUUGUACGAAUGCACCAGGUGUUCGACAACCUCUACUGUAUGGUUCUGAGAGUAUCAACAAACACGGGCCAGUGGAAGGAGGCAGCCAGCAAAGUCACCCAUGCCCUCGUCAAUGUUCGGGCCAUCAUCAACCAUUUUAACCCCAAGAUUGAGUCGUACGCUGCUGUGAACCACAUAUCCCAGCUGUCAGAAGAACAGGUGUUGGAGGUGGUUCGGUCCAACUAUGACACACUGACCCUCAAACUGCAGGAUGGUUUGGACCAGUUUGAGAGAUACUCGGAGCAGCCUAAAGAGGCAGCCUUCUUCAAGGAGCUGGUGCGCUCCAUCAGUCUGAAUGUGAGGAAGAAUGUCUCUUUGAACACACUGAGUCAGGACGUCCUGCUCAAAGAGUUUUCCACCAUCUCCUGAAAGACACACACACACCCACACCCCCCCCCAGCCUUCUCUGGACAUACACAGUACAUUUGUGUGCGUGUGGACAUGUACACAUACAGAACUAACACCAACCAGUACAAUCCUCGAUUGUUCUUUCCAUGAUUCGUCUCGACCCCUCAUCCUCUGUCCCUCCUGUGACCUGAAUGAUGGAAACAUUUCCUACGGAGACCCCUGCAGGCUGGAUGCACCUUAAGGAAAGAUCUGAAAACUCUCCAGACUUGCUCCUGUUUGUGGUUGUUCAUAUGUGUGUGUUAUAACUUUAAGGAAGUGCCCGUGUUGCACUGGUUCCUCGUGUGCAAUCUGCAGUAUUGGCUGGACUGUUAACUGACACGUGCAAGUCUGGAUUUCCGAUUCAAGUAUUUUUAACCGAGAUGUCCCGCUCCACCUUUUUUUGCCACUGAUGAUGUUGUAAGUAGCUUCUAGUGUCAAACUGAUCAGAGAAUAUGGUUUAUGGUUUGUCUUUCCAGUAAUUAUUUCAGAAGAUUCAGGAUUGAGUGAAACAUUAUGUCCUCCCUAACAACCAUAGUGGUGACCUUGAGCCUUUUUGAGUUCUAAUCUCAUUUAAAGUCCUCUUUGAUUAGAGCGUUAACCCUUUAUUUGCGGCUGAAUUCUCUUUGUGUGAAUGAUAACUUAAACCUCUACUUGUUUGAAACAAAUAUACAUGUAUUUUAUAUUUGCGUUCGCUAAGGGGUAGAACAUUUUGAACAGUAAUUAAGUUGGGAAUGCUCUGAAGUGAUAAAAACAAACCUUGUAAUUGUUGUAGCAAACCUUUGUUUUUGAACAAAGCCAUGACUUAACAUUUACUACUGUGCGUCACACAAGUCGUUUCUCCAUUUAGUUUAACGAAUGAAUGUAUUAAAGGAUGCGGUUAGUUUAGAAGGAAAACUGUUCAGACAAUGGUUGAACAUUAAGAUUGUUGAAAGUGAUGACUGCUUGUGUGUCUCUGGCACAUGAAGUCAGUUUAGUGAAAAAAUAUUCUUUACUUUUGAGCUCAUCCUGUCUUUUUCUCAUUCAGAACAUUUGAAAUUAUUAUUUCUGACUGGAAGCAGCAGAUCUGACUUAUGCAACUCCUUCAAGUAUAGGGUCUUGUUUCUUUCAUCUCUUACUCCUGUAGGUAUAUUUAUGUUUCUUUUUUAAAAAUAAAGGUUGGUUUCCUACUACUUAA